CAACAACACUAGAGGAGGGGAGGGAGGAAGGGAGACCCUGCCUGGGCGUCGGAGGGCGAGGCGGGCGGCAUGGCGGAGGCCGUCAAGCCCCGGAGCAGGCCGAGGAGCAGCCGGGGAAGGACCAAGGAAAAAAAGAAAAAAAGCGAAGAGGAGGAGAGCGUCGCCUGUCAGCUGUCUCUUCCAGAUUCAGUUAGAGAUGGAGAAGAACCAUCUCAGUCCUGCGACACCCAGGGAGAAUGCCUUCCAGAGCCCAGGCUCUGCAACGAAGCCAAAGAGAUAGAAAACGUGAAGGAUGCCUGUGAUGUCCCACCGAGUACAGUAACUGUAGAAAAUGAAGGAUCUCCAGAAACUGCCGCGUUGGAGCCCCCGAUCCAGGGGGAAGAAUUUGCAGGCAGAGCUUUGCAGGAGGAGAAAAGUACCGGGGGAAACCCAGCCAGUCCUCGGAGCCUCGUCGAAGCAGUUGCUUCCUGCGACCUGUCGGAAAGCAAUGCUCCUUGCGCACCGCCUUUGCUGGGGAGUGCGCAGGACCCAGAGACUGAGACCGUACGCAGUGACAAACAGUCUGUUUCCCAUCCUUCGGAAGAGGUUCUACCCGCCGUCUGUGCCCCCAGCAAAGAGGAGAUUCAGAAAUCCGCUCCCAGAAUGCUCUAUCCGGAUCUCCCACUGGAGCUGUUCAGGGAGAGGCUGGCGGCGGUUGCGGUUGCUCCCUUCAAACCGAAGGAGAGGCUGUACCCUGAGAUCCCGGCGGAGCCGGAACUGUUGCCUUUCACCCGAGAGCAGCUGAAGGUCUUUGAGCCCUGCUCCUGGCUGGAGAACGUUGACGCCUACGUGGAAGAGUUUGGGACUGUGGCGCACCAGGACAGGCACGAGUUCUUUGAGCUGCUGCUGAACUACUGGCGAUGCCGCAAGCAGCUGCUCCUUGCCGAAGCGGAGCUGCAAACCAUUGCCUUGGAUUGCCAGAACGCCAGGAGCCGCCUGUGGACUUUCAAGGACGAACAGCAGCCCAUCCAGGGCGUCUGUGCUGAUCAAUGCAAAGUGUCCGGCCACCAUCGCUACCAGACGGUUGAGAUGAACGAAGGUGCUUUGGGAGACCUGAAGAGGCUCUUCGAAGCCCAGGCUGAGCAUGUGCACCAGACCCUGGCCUUGCACUUGUACACGUCUGUGUUGUCCCGCCUGCAGGUGGAAUCUUACAUCUACAGGCUUCUCAGCAGCUCUUCCUCGCUGAGGUCUGUGGGACAUUCAGCAGCAGCCACCGCCAGGUGCGUGUAUCCGAUUCUUAAACAGGCUGAAAAUGUUUCCUUGGACGUGGGUCCCUUGAAGGAAUGCAUCAGCGUCCUCUUCAGUUUCAUGCGCAGGGUCAUUGAGGAUCCUCAGUUUGAGAGCGACGUGCUCUCCUGGCUGCAGAGGCUGGUGUCUGUCUUGCAAAAGGUUGGUUGUCCAGGGGACCACAUUUUCCUCUUAAACCACAUCCUCCGCUGCCCGGCCGGCGUUAGCAAGUGGGCUGUUCCUUUCAUUCAGAUUCGGGUUCUGGAUAACCCCUCGGGGCUCUUUCACUUCAUGCAGUCCCUUGCUUUGCUUAUGUCUCCUGCCAAAAAUCGUGCGGAGUUCAUGUGCCACAUGAAACCGAGCGAACGGAAGGCGUCUUCCUCAUCUGGGCAGGAAUCUGGGAACUGGACUCUGGUGGAUGAAGGAGGAGAAGAGGACGAAGAUUCUGAGACUAGCUGGGUCCUCCUCCUGGAAGACGACUUGAUCGCGCUUCUGUCCCAGUUCCCCUUUCACGAACUCUUCCAGCACAUCCUUGGGUUUGAUGCUAAAGGCAUCUACGUUCCUGAGAAAACAACGCCUCAAGAGAUGAUGAAGGUCUUUGCGUUUGCAAACUCUUUAGUGGAACUUCUUGCCGUGGGACUGGAAACCUUCAACAGAGCCCGCUACAGGCAGUUUGUGAAACGAAUCGGCCACCUCAUCAGGAUGACGCUUUGCUAUGUGAGUGACCACUGGGCCCAGUAUGCCAGCCAGGCCAAAGGCUAUGGCUACGAGAUGCACCCUUACUCUGUUGAGAAACUGCAGGUGGAAUUCGAUGAGCUCUUCCUGAGGGCUGUCCUCCAAGUCCUGAAAGCGAAAAGGCUAGGGGUCUGGCUCUUUAUGUCCGAGAUGCCGUACGGGACUCUGUCCUGCAACAUGCUCUGGAAACUGUUCUCCAUCAUGCACUGCGCAGAAAGCGAGAACCUUGAGAAGCUAUGUGCCGCGGUGCAGCUGGCCGACUGCAAACGCCAACUCAAUGACCCAGCCCACCUGGAGAAUUUCGAAAAGUAUCUCCAGUCGAUGAACAGUUCCGAGGAGAUCUGCCUGCUGACGACGUUUGCCCAGAUGGCUCAGGCGAAACGCGAGGAUGCUGACCAAGACUUUGUCAGAGUCAUCGUGCUGGAAAUCUAUGAGGUGUCUUACGUCAGCCUUUCCACCAGAGAGACUUUCUCAAAGGUCGGCCGGGAGCUCCUGGGCGCCAUCACCGCUGUCCACACCAGCAUGAUCUCUGUUCUUCUGGACCGAGUCAAAGAGACCAUUGAAAAGGUUGGCAUGGUUUCUCUUUAUUUAUUUAAAGAGCUGCCCAUGCACCUCUGGAAGCCGUCUUCAUCCGAGGUAGCCCUGAUCCGCAACUGGCUUCUGAAUCACAGCCUCACUGAAGUGGAGAACAAACUCGCCUGCAUUAUCCUGGAAGGACUGAACUGGGGACUCGGUGAGCAGGGCGGCCUUCAUCUCGACCCAGCGGUCCACUCUGAAGUUGCGCUCAUGGUCUUAGAAGCUUACCAGAAGUACCUCUCUCAGAAACCGUACAGCGGGCUCAUUUCUGAAAGCAUCAAGCAGGUCUCCUACCUGGCCAGCGUCGUCCGUUAUGGAGAGACACCCGAAACCUCCUUCAACCAGUGGGCCUGGGGGCUGGUUUUGAGGCUGAAACUGCACGCCAACGACUACGGCAUGCAGCAGGGCUGGCCUCCUGCUCCCGUCUCCUCUGCGGUGCUUGAGCUGGCGGAAUCGCCUACGUAUCACCCGCUGUUGAAGGCCGUCCGGUCGGGCCUCCCCAUUGGCUGCUACCUGGCGUUGGCCAUGACGACGGUGGGGCAUAGCGUCGAGAAGUUCUGUGCUGAAGGGAUCCCACUCCUGGCCGUUUUGGUGCAGUCGCGGCAUCUGAGAACAGUGGUUCACGUGCUGGAUAAAGUCUUAGCGUUGUUCUACCCGUGCCAAUAUUACCUGCUGAAGAAUGAACAGUUUCUGUCUUGCCUCUAUCAAUUCCUUCAGCUGGACAGUGGCGUCCCCCAAGGGAUGACCCAGCAAGUGACGCAGAAAGUCACUCAGCACUUAACUGGGACGAGUUACGGUGAAAACAUCAAGCUGCUCAACUGCAUGAUUCAGACUCACAUUUUUAUGAGCAGCCUUCCCAACAGAGUUGGGCCAGCGGCCGUGUUGGAGUUCUGGGUCCAGGCCCUCACCAGCCAGCCGCUGUGGCACAAGGAGAGAGCCGUACUCUGCCUGAUGGACCACUUGUGCCAAGCCGCUUUCCAGUUCAACCAAGAGGACUGUGUGCAGAAGCUGCUGUACCAGCAGCACAAGAAUGCCUUGGGCUACCACUGUGACAAGGGGCUGCUCUCUUCCUUAGUCAGCUGGAUCGUGGCCGGAAAUGUCACGCCUUCCUUCAUCGAGGGAAACGCAAAUCCCGCGCAGGUCUGGUUUGCGUGGACCAUUCUGAAUACGGAGUCCAUCUUCGAAGAGGAUUCCCAGCUUCGUAGAGUCGUGGAAAAGGAGUUGGUGAUCAGCAAUUCGGCUCCUGAUCAGGCUCUGAAGAAAGCUCAGAGCCAGCUGAAGCUGCCCAUCGUCCCAUCUCUCCAGCGGCUGCUGAUUUAUCGUUGGGCUCAUCAAGCCCUCGCUACCCCCGCCGACCACCCGCUGCUCCCGCUCAUCUGGCAGAAAUUCUUCCUCCUCUACCUCCACCGCCCGGGGCCGCAAUAUGGGUUACCUGUAGAUGGAUGCAUUGGGAAGAGGUUCUUCCAGAGUCCCGCUCACCUGGGCUUAUUAAGCGACCUGAAGCAUCGCCUGAUCGAGGCUGCAGACUUCCACCACUCAGCCAGCAAAGCCCUCAGGCUGGAGAACCCGGCAGGGGGCAGCGAAAGCUUAGCAGAGAAAGGAGGUGGCAAGAAGGUCUACCUGACCUCCCCUGAACUGCACAAGGAGCUUGUCAGGCUUUUCAACACGUUUGUUUUGUGGCUGGAAGAAGAGAGCUUUCAGAAGGGAGACACGUACAUCCCCUCCUUACCAAAGCAAUAUGAUGCCCACAGGCUGGCCAAGCUCAUGCAGAACCAGCAGGAUUUGUGGAUAGAGUUUGUGGACACUGAGCGCGUUCAGCAUGAAUUCCAGGAAGUGCUGGACUCUUGGUUUCAAGUCAAGGUAGAAUCACAUGCAGCCUCAAGUACUUUGUCUGCACAGACGGACUUCACGGACCCUCUGCUAGCCAAAGAGAGAAUCAUCAGCAGCUUAAAGAAGUACGACGCCCCCCAGCCCCCUCUCCCCCUUCAGCCGAUGAAAGCUCCUGUGCCUGCUAUUUCUCCUGCCAGCUUGGUGAAUCAGAGAGAAGCUAAAGAGCUGGUUCGUGCAAACCUCAGCAUCCUGCAGCACCGUGCCAAGUCUGCGGCGCUCCGAGAGUCCCAGCAAGUUGCUUUCAACAGCGAGAUCCUGGACACGCUGCCAAAACUUUACAGCAACAGAGAAGAGCAAGUUACUCACCAUCUGGAGUGUCGGGGCAGCUCUGGGAAAAUUUGCCAGGGAGCAGCUCUCGUGACGAUCCAGUUUGAAGGGAAGCACAAAAACGAAGCCAUCGGUCAGCAGCUUCAUUCGCUGAAGAAAGAAGUGAAGCAGCUGCAAGCAGAGGCCUCUCAGCCUCCUUCUCUGAGUGUGGUGGAAGCCGCUGUGCACAUGGAAAACUUUAUAACAGCUUUGAUAAAUAUCUACAAGCUUCAGUCUACGCCCGGGAUUCACAGAGUCGGGAUCGACCUGUUCUUUGCCGUGGUGGGAUUUGUCUGUGACGAAACACAACGGCAUCCGCCUACGAGGCAGUUCUUCACCUCCUGCAUUGAGAUCCUUGGCCAAGUGUUCAUCUCCGGAACCAAAUCGGAAUGCAAGCCGGUGCUACAAACAAUUCUGAAGAAUCGGAGGCUCUGCACACUCCUGUCUCCUUACUUCACUCCUGUUGCCUCCCCAGGAGAAUUCGUCAGCUUGUAUGAGAAAGUUGUGUCUUUCCUUGGCGACGACAACAGUGAUGUCAUUUUCAUGCUGCUCACAAAGUUUGACCUCCCUCAGUGGCUGCACAGCUCAAAGCCCCCGCUCUCUGAGCGGACCAGACUUCUGGAGUCCAUCCACUUGGCACUCAAAGCCUGUGGCCUGGAGCCCGAGGAAGACCUUCAGAUGCCUUUUUCGAUCUUCUGCAAGCACUGGACUUGCCUUCUCCAGUACCAGUUCCCCGACCACUACAGCAGCUACCUGCGGCUGCUCAUGGAAAGUUCCUCGGAUCAACUCCUGAGCCCUGACUGCUGGAAGGUGUCCCUGAAAGCCUUGGGCUGCGGCUCUGUGGCAGCGAAGAAAGAUGCCGGGAAGGAGAACAUUAGUGAAAAUAUCGCUCUGCAAACUUCCGUGCAGCUGUUUCUGUCUGCGGAUCAGGUCAUGGAGACGAUCGACUGGCUUUCCGACUACUUCCUGAAGCUGCGCUUGUCUUCGCAAGACUUCCGGAGCUUUGGCCUGUUCUCCAAGUGGGCUCCCUACAUAGCUGAAGUGACCUGCUUCGCCGAGUAUCUCGUCAACCGCCUGGUGGACUCGGAAGUCGCCAACUUGGCACGAGAGCCAGUCGGCAGUGGCAGGACUCUGGAAGCACUGCGCUCUUUGCAUUUGGUCAUCACCAGACUUUUUAGGCCUUGGAUCCUGGUUUUGGAGAGAGAAGACACAAGCAAACAGACCUGUUACCCCUGGCUGGAGAGUGACACACCUGUGGCUUCAAAUAUGGUGCAGUUAUAUGCACACACCAUAGGAGUUCUGCACGAAAGCUUUAAAGAUAAACUGCUGCCAAGCCACCACGGGCCACUUUGGCUCCACCUGAUGCACUAUUGCGAGACAUGCACGGCCCCCAAAAUGCCAGAGCACAUUCUCUACACGUUCCACGCCGAGUUUGGCCGCCUUCCCUGGAAGGAGAUGCAUCCGGACCGGCAACUCAUGGAAGAAUUCUUUAAAGUUGAGAGAGGCAGUCCCAAAAGCUGCUUCCUCUUCCUGGGCUCAGUUCUAUGCGAGAUCAACUGGGUCAGUGUCCUCUCUGACGCAUGGAAUCCCAACCCGCCUCCGGGAACACAGGACAUGAUUGUGUGCCUGCUUUAUAUGGUGGUCCUUCUGGCAAAGGAAGAGCAACUUAUAACCAGGGAGGAGUCUCCACUGCUGAACCUCCUCGGCCAGACCAGCUCACUCCCUUGGCAGCACGUCAGCGUUUUGUCCUAUCAGAGCAUCAUCGGCUACUUCAACACCCACUAUCCUCCCUCUAUCAUCCUGGCCAAGGAGCCGGCAGCCGAGCUGAUCGUCAAGCUGCUCAAGGCAUCGGCGGGCUUUGGCGCUUCCUCCGACAGCCACAUGCAUCUGGAUUCAACCCUCAAGUGCAGGGCUUACAUUCGCCAGGUCGUCCAUUUCCUCAGCAUCCUGGAGCAAAAUGGGAAGAUAACCCUGCCUUCUCUGGAGCAAGAGAUGUCAAAGCUGUUGGAUGAUAUUACCAUCUUUAACCCUCCAGACACGGACAUGCAGUCUCGCCACUUGGCCUUAAGCAGCCUUUUCACAGAAGCCCUGAUGAUGAUGAAUAACGCCAGCGUCGCCACGGCAGAGUCUCUGCGUGUCAGUCUGCGAGGCUGGAUCGACGGUGCCGUGCACGGCUUAGGGGUGAUGCCUCUCUUAACAGCUGCGUGCCAGAGUCUGGCGUCGGUCCGGCACAUGGCAGAGACCACGGAAGCCUGCGUCACGGCCUAUUUUAACGAAGAUUCUCCACUCAGCCAGGAUUUGGGCUGGGGGCCAAUCGUGGCCUCCCUGCAGGUCCCCGAACUCACGGCCGAAGACUUCCUGCAGGAGUGCCUUUCACUGGGCAGCUACCUAACUCUUUACGUCUACGCUCUGCAGCGGUUGAACGCCAAGCAGACUCUGGACAAUGAAAUGAAAGUGGUGCUGACUUUAAGCAAGUGGCUGGAACAGGUGUUCCCCAGUUCCACCAAGGACGAAGCAAAGCUGUUCCUUUGGUGGCACAAAAUCCUGCAGCUCUGCCUCCUCCAAGUAGACCAGGACGAUGCCAUCCUGAUGGAGUCGGUCGUCCGCAUCCUGAUGUCUCUGCAAGGCAGACAGAACCUCCUGGCCGAAGAGAGGCUCACCUCUGGAAUCCUGGGUGCUCUAGGGCUGGGCAGGAAGUCUCCUUUGUCAAACAGGUUCCGUGUUGCUGCCCGAAGCAUGUCCGCCUUCCUGCUGGUGCAGAUUCCGGUGGAGAACCAGAUCCGCUUGAGGCCUGGCGUGGAACUGCACCUCUCUGCCAAAGCGCAGCAGGCUCUGAAUGCUCUCGAUUCCAUGACUUCAAACAAACAGUACGCAGAAUACCAGGAGCAGAUCUCCCAAGCCUCCCAGUUUGUCAGGGACUCCCGCCGCUGCCUUCGCGAUGGGCCGAACCUUCUGGCUAUCCUCGUCAACACUUUGUACCCAGAAGUGCAUUACUUGGACGCCAUACGGUAGCAGCAAGCGAGGGGAGGUGGCCUCAUCCUGCCCCGCAUUGCAAUCGUGGAUUAUCUUCAGUUUACAGUCGGCGGUGACGUUGCACAAGUAGCUGCCAUUCACAGGGUUUCACUUUGUCAAAGUGGUGGAAGAGAGAGAGAGAGGGCAAAGAUUAGGUAGACUGGUUUGAAAGCCAGCUUGGAGGUUUCCGUAGCUGGGCUUUAACACCUGCACAAAUCUCUCUCGCAUUUCUGCCAAGCCAAAAUACUUCUCUGGCUUUUCUUUGUUUUAAUACAGUCUUAACGGCGUGGUUCAGGGCUUUGCGGGGCUCUGGUUUGAUUUUUCCAUGGACUUUACAAAGACCUCCGUUCUGGAUUGUGCUUGAAGACUGUUAAGUGACUUGAGUGCUUCACCAUUUUGGAAAUAACACAGGGUUUGUUUGCCCCAGCACUAACUUGGUUUUGCUUUCUGUGCCUUUUCUUCUUUCUUUGUUUGGCUGACUGUGAAAUUCGUGGGCCAGUCGGGACUCACUGGUCGUCACCUAAUCAGGAUUUUGGACCAUCUCCCUCACCACCCCGCUGCUCUUGCUUAAUUUGCCUCCAUCUACUUGUCCUCAGUGCUUCUGAUGUGUGAUAAAAAUGGAAGCUAGUGAGGCAAACCUCCUGCAUCUUUGCCCAGCCAAAUUGACAGAAGCUGAAUUCAUUUGUUUAAGGGUUCUGGGGAAAGAGAGAGAGUCUCCUACGUCACUUCCUUAUCAUGUGCAUGGAACAAGCUAUCGCUUUCAUACUUCUUUUUUAUUAUAAGGCAGUAAAAGGAGCAAAGAAGAACAAAAAAUUUGUCGGAUUUCAGUAGCAUGGAGAAGACAGCAGCGUCCUAAUUACUGGAGUGUUCUUAAGAGUUUAAUUAGGAAAAUUAUGGUUUUCUUGUAAUGGUAUGACGGACCAUCGACGCUGGCGGGGGAGAAAGCCUGCAAAGUGCCCAGGAUUCCUGGAGCAGAUACAACUCACAAGCUGGCUACCCUAUCCUUAAAACACAUCAUUUGAAUAGCUUGGAUUCUUUCUGUCAAUACAGCAAAGCAAGUUUGAUUUCUCCCCACCCAACACCUUUUCCCUAAGCUGAGGUCACUAACCUGUGGUCCUACACGGAGAGAUAAGCUUUAUAGUAAUCAGUUGAACAUUUACUGCUGAAUGUCCUAAGGAAGAGUCCGUGGAGCCUUUUUGUGAGGCUCGGAUGACACUCCAGAAUGGUCUGUCCAAAUCUUGCAAUAUACAGAGUACAGCUGGGGUUGUGUGUGUGUGUGUGCCCUUUAUUUACCUGUGUGUAUACGACGUGCCUCUCAAGCUGCGUUUCCUGGCUCACUGAUUUGUUCAGUUGCUGUCGCUUUAUUUGAGUGAGUUUGCUAAGGUUGUCCCCCUUCCUUUUGAGAGAAAAAAAAAGAGAUAUUGAUCACCUCCGCACACACUCUUGGUGCAACUCGCUAUGCCUGGCAUAGCCCAUGGGGUGCCCUGCAGAUGUUGCUGAACUCUCCACCCCCAUUGGCCCCAACUGACAUGGCCGGUGGCCACAGAGAAUGGGAAUUAUAAUGUAGCAUCGUCAGGGGGCGAAGAUGCUCAGUUCAUUUCAAUGGGCUGACUUGCAACUGUCUUUUGAGUCUCAUUGAAAUGCACUUGGACGGUGAAGCUGCUAUGCUUUGGAAACAGGCCUUUCAAAUAUAUAUAUAUAUAUAUUUAUUUAUUUCCUGGGAUUUCAUUUGCUCAAAUAUAGAUUCCACUUCAGGCACAUUCUGUGCAUCUCUUGGGAAUCACCUCCAGCCCCUUUUUGGGUUUAAAGAUGCUUUUCCUUUCUGAGCUCAUCAGUAAAAACAAAACCCAAGAGCGCAAUUCUGUUUGUGUACCUUCCUAUUCAUGCCUUUAGCUCCACUUGGCAGGCAAGGUUUUCUCCUAACUUUUCAGCGUCUCGCACCGGCAAAUGAUAUUGUAGCGUUUGCCUUCAGCUAACGAUUUCUGAAACUGCAAAUCCCACCGUCUUUCCUUGCGAAAUUGCCAAAUUAUGCCAAAUAAGGUCCUUGUGCAGAACUCACGUUGUGGAUUGAGCUUCCAGAUAUAGGACAAGGCAUCUUGCCCCUGUGGUGCACUGGUAAUGAAAUAUCACUGCUUGGGUGGGACUUCAUGUUUAGAGGACCUCACAACUGGAAGAAUUAUUAUUGCUGCUUUUUAGAGAGAGAGAAGAGGGAGAACAGAAGUCUUCUGAGAUGUUUCUUUUCCUCCCCCUCAGCUCAGAAUUAAUAAAUUUAUCUUUAAAAAAAGACUGUGAAAAGGCAGAAACUAUUAUGUGUGCAUCGGGCGUGGUAGUUCUGAUAUGGGAGCUAUUGUUUUGCCUGUGGUUUCGACAGGACGUGUGUUUAUAGUUGUUUGUGUCUGCAAGGACCAUGUGAAAUAAAACAGUGAGAAACACUA
Podarcis muralis (Common wall lizard) is the source of this 10220-nucleotide messenger RNA. NCBI's taxonomy places the organism in Eukaryota, Metazoa, Chordata, Lepidosauria, Squamata, Lacertidae. The record is from RefSeq and is a predicted model, not a curated record.